Messenger RNA from Alternaria novae-zelandiae, 1344 nucleotides. RefSeq names its product magnesium ion transporter (gene MRS2). NCBI's taxonomy places the organism in Eukaryota, Fungi, Ascomycota, Dothideomycetes, Pleosporales, Pleosporaceae. Gene Ontology annotation, cellular component: mitochondrial inner membrane. Gene Ontology annotation, molecular function: magnesium ion transmembrane transporter activity. The record is from RefSeq and is a predicted model, not a curated record. Gene Ontology annotation, biological process: mitochondrial magnesium ion transmembrane transport. The coding region runs from base 1 to 1344 and encodes 447 amino acids. The transcript has 3 exons.
AUGCGAAAACUGGCCCAACUGCAAGCACCGCAGCCGCCACCGGAUGAACCUUCGUCAGGUUCAACGGGGUUCGGAAGCAGUCUGGGACGUAUAAUGCGACCUACGAACGAGCUCAAGAUGCGGUGUACCGAACUUGACGAACACGGCAAUGUCACACUUGUUAGCGGAGAGUUCAAGAAGAGCGAGCUGAUCGCCAAGUACGGUCUGCUUCCUCGCGAUCUCCGCAAAAUCGAUUCGUCGCUCCUCCCACACAUUCUCGUCCGGCCGUCUGCGAUCCUGAUAAACCUCCUCAACCUUCGUGUCCUCCUCAAGCACAACCGUGUACUUGUCUUCGACGCCUACGGCACCACCGACUCAAAGUCGCAGUCUGUCUUUAUGUACGACCUCGAUCUCAAACUCCGCCAGAAAGAGUCCACAGUCAACGGCACCCUCGCCUACGAAUUCCGAGCACUUGAAGCUGUCCUCAUAAGCGUAACACUGAGUCUGGAAAAGGAGUUCGAAGGUGUCAGUGAGCCAGUCGUGCGAGUUCUCAGGGAGCUCGAGGAAGACAUCGAUAGGGACAAGCUACGGUACCUGCUCAUCUACAGUAAGAAGCUGGGUAGUUUUGAACAAAAGGCACGACUAGUCAGGAAUGCGCUCGAAGAAUUGCUGGAAGCGGACGAUGAUCUCAGCGCCAUGUACUUGACUGAGAAGGCUGAGGGCAAGACGCGCGAAGACGACGAUCACACGGAAGUCGAGAUGCUCCUGGAAUCUUAUCACAAGGUCGCCGACGAAAUCGUUCAAGCAGCUGAGAACUUGGUGUCGAGCAUCAGGAACACCGAGGAGAUUGUCAAAGCCAUCCUCGAUGCCAACCGUAACUCCCUCAUGCUUCUCGACCUCAAAUUCUCGAUCCUUACCCUCGCAAUCACAGCCGGAACCUUCGUCGCCGCUCUAUACGGUAUGAACUUGAAGAACUUCAUUGAAGAAUCCGAUCUUGGUUUCUUCGGCAUAAGCGCCUGGUGUUCAGUCUUCGGCUUCUUCGUCGCUGUAUACGGUCUGUCAAGGCUUCGAAAGGUACAACGGGUCAGCAUGUAUGGCCACGGACCUGGUGCGCUCGUUAGCAGGGAGCCAACCAGGCCGACUGUAGCUCCAGGCGGAGGAUGGGGCCUAGGUGCGUGGGGUGGUGGCAGUAGAAACGGGGUCAGCCGAGGAGACAUGGGCAGCACAAUGCCGACCGGAGCACCGGAUCUGGGAGGUAUUACGAAGAGAGGUGACACUCUAGCCAGCGUUAUGGAAAGAGAAAGAGCGUUGGCGAGAAAGUUGGCCAAGGUCGAGCAGAGGGCUGACGAUGCUACGAGACGUUGA